Molecule: messenger RNA, 2052 nt
Organism: Dendronephthya gigantea
Lineage: Eukaryota; Metazoa; Cnidaria; Anthozoa; Malacalcyonacea; Nephtheidae
Product: E3 ubiquitin-protein ligase TRIM33-like
Exons: 5
Coding region: 124-1839 (571 amino acids)
Biological process (GO): positive regulation of DNA-templated transcription
Cellular component (GO): nucleoplasm; chromatin
Molecular function (GO): ubiquitin-protein transferase activity; zinc ion binding
Source: RefSeq, a predicted model, not a curated record
AUGAGUAUGCGUUUCCACAUGAUAAUCUUAGUACCACUCUUGCAUGUAGUUAGCGUCGAGUUCACGACGUGCAAUAUACCGACAAGGAACGAAACACGUUUGUCGAAUUAAGACCAAAUCAGUAUGGCUACUGCAUCAGAUCUUGCUUCCGUGAAGCAAAUGGAAACUUUGUUACAGUGUUCUGUUUGUAUGGAGACAUUGACUCAACCACGGACAUUGUCAUGCUACCAUUCGUUUUGUAAACACUGCUUGGAGAAUUAUGUUGCCGCUCAGCGCGAGAAGGCCGUUGAAGCUAAAGCGAAAGUACCAGAAAUCUUUGAAUGUCCAUUAUGCCGCACGGAGUUUUCAGUCAAAGAAGGGGAAAAUAUUGGCGAGAAAAUGCCAGCAAACCACUUUAUUAACAACCUGUUGGAAUUGCUCAGCAUACAGCAACAAGCCCAUCAUGUAAAAUGCCAGUCGUGUAAGUCGAACGCUUCUGCAGCCAGCAGAUGCAUAUCGUGUGAGAAAUUUCUGUGUGGAAAGUGUCUGGAAACCCACAACAACUGGACAGACUUUGAGAAUCAUGUCGUGUUUACGUUGGAAGAAUUAGCGAAGCCAGAAAAUCGAGCGAAGGUAAAGGGCAAAUCUCGUUGUGAGAAACACGACAAAAUACUCAAAUUCUACUGCGAAACAUGCAAAGUCCUUGUUUGUCGAUACUGCAUGGAACUUAAUCACACUCGGCCUGAACAUACGUGGUUCCCUUUGACAGACGUUGUUGUACAGCACAAGGAAGCUUUGAAAGCAUUUUCCGGUAUAUUCGAGAAGCAAAAAAAUGAUGCAGCCGAGAGUAAUCGUAAGAUUGCAGACGCAAUGGCGACCCUGAAGAACAACGCAACAAAAGCAAGUGACGCCAUCAAGCAGCAACAACAGAAUAUUCUGAAUGCGUUUACCAAGAAACUCGAGAAAGAAACAACAGCCUUGCUUGACCAAGUUGAGAUGAAAUACAGAGUAGCUAACGAGCCCCUGUUGAAACAACAAGCUAACGUGAAAGCUUAUUUCCAAAAGGCGAAAAGCUCGUUGUAUUUUACCAGGAGUAUUCUCUCCAGUGGAAGCGACGAGGUACUCCUUGCUCUCAAACACGAGAUUGAGGAAAAAGCUGGGAGCAUUGAGAAUGAACGACCAGAAAAUAUGGACCCAAUCCACGAUGGCCUUCUUGAAUAUCAUCCAAAGCUAACCGAAAACAUCAUGGAGAAUUUGAAAUUAAACGACUUAGGAAUAAUUGCCAACCCUGUGCAGCAGUCCUUAUGUGAGAGAUCAACCAUCUUGGAGGGUAACAUUAAAUAUGCAAAGCAACUUGUAGAGUGGAUGGAAGAUACGAAGUUUGGUUGGCAACUUUGUUAUCGAGCUUCACGCGAUGGUUGGAACGCAAACGUUUUUCAUAGAAAGUGUGACGAUGUUGCACCUACGUUGACCUUGGUGAAAUGUGGAACCAACAUCUUUGGUGGUUUUAGUGAUCAAAGUUGGAGACAGACAUCAGUUCACUUGAUGGAGUUUAAAAGUUCCAACUCGUCAUUUCUGUUUUCAUUGAAAAAUAAAGAGAACAUGCGGCCAUUCAAGUGUCCGAUCAAGGAUGGUAAAAAUGACACAGCAAUCUGGUGUCAUCCUAACUGGGGAGCAAUCUUUGGUGUUUAUGAUCUGCUCAUCGGCUCGAAUGCCAACAGAAACCAAACUUCAUCCAGCAACCUUGGUGACAGGUAUCAACCACCCCCAGGAUAUGAACCUGGAGCACCUCAAACUAAAGCUCUGUUGGCGGGCAGCUGCACUUUCACCCCAUCAGAAAUCGAAGUUUUUCACAGUUAAAACGAAGGUACUCACAUUGGCUUCUUUCAACGGACAGGCAAAAAGCCCAGUGACAAGCCUCGUCCAACAGCAUCAGUGAACAAACUUCGCAAAGCCAUCGAUGGAACUUCUAGUUUUGCUGAAGUAAACGACAUUAAAGUCCAUACAACUCCAUGGCAAGCAGUCAGUACAGUACAGAGGGGAUUAAGAAAGGAGACUGUUUUGUAAUUUGCC